UUAAAAACUUCUAAAACUUCCUGGUUGGACUGAUAUAAAAAGUGUCGACAUUGUCAUCCGAUUUUUACGGAUUAUUUGUUGAAAAUGAACAGUUUUCUACGUUAAAAAUGGCUUCUGAUGUUAGAGACAUUCUUCGCAUGUCCAAUAUUGGACAAAACUGUUUACCUUUCAGAAUACGAGCACAUUUACAAGCUUUAUUGAUGGUUUUUAUUUUGACAGUGCAUUUGGUCACCGUUAAUUCAGAUACAUUGACAGUCUGUGACGCCAACACCAUCAACAAAACUGCUCCAUGUUGCCUUUGUUUGUACAAUGAAAGUUCCACUGAAUGUAACAAAACGUGUCCAAGUGGGUUUUUCAAAGCUAACGGAACUGCUCAUUCAUGUCCUGUUGAAAAAACUAGUACCUUAACACCAACACAAUCUAACUCAUCAACAACAACUGAGGCUCCUGCAGAGCAAACACAUGUGUACUGUAUUCCAAAUUGUAAUGAUAGCCAGUUUUAUGUCAAUGAAAGUUCUCGGUGCAAAGAUUGUGAUAAAAAGUGCUUAACGUGCGAAGCGGAAAGUUCGAAUUGUAUAUUAUGUAAGUUUGAAUUUAAUAAAACCUGCUACACUGAAUGUCCCAAUGAUACUAAAGUGUGUGAAAAUAAAACCGAAGGGACAAAUGUUUGUAAAAGAAAUUGUGAAAAGAAAAAUGAUCAUGAGAAUGUUGACGAUGGUGCUAGUAAAACAGCUAUUAUAGCAGCUGCAGUUGGAGGUGUAGUUGGUGUUGUUGUUAUCAUCAUCAUUGUAGUUGUUGCUGUGUGUUUAUGCAGAAGACGUCAGGCGAUGUGUUUUGGUCAGACAGAGCAGACCCUCCGUGGGAAAUCUGGGAAAAAGCGUACAGCGAUGAGCGGAAUUUUAGAGAACAAGAACACAAACGGCUCUGGAACAACAACACAGGCAACACAAAAACCCUCGAGCUAUGAGAACACGUCUCAGACACUGCCGCGAGUAGAACAGAUACAGCAGCAACAUGACGCCGUUACACGAUAUACGAAGGACCCUACUUUUGUUAUUGAUGAUCCAGCGAUAACACAAGAGAGCCCUCCAGAUGUCACAGACGACCUAUAUGCCAACAAGGAGGCCAUCGUUAGGACCAGGUGGGAGGAGGAAGAUCAGAAAACUCUCGCUGUGCUGGGAACCGCACCUCCACCCCCACAGGUCAAGGCGCCAGCAAAUAAACUUCAGAAAGGGAAGAAAAAGCCAGUACCAGAUGGUCCUGUGGAUGACUACAUCGACAUGUCAGGGACAGAAGGCAAGGAAGAAGCUGAAGAAGGACAAGAGGAGACAACUGAUGUAGACUUUGGUACGGUCGAAGAACCAUAUGAAAAUUAUCAGGUUGGAAAGUCAACUGAAAAACUGUAUGAGAAUUGGAAACAAGACAGUGGAACCAAAGCGAAGAAAUCUGGAGCUUCUAAGGGAGGUAAAUCAGUAAUUGGUGCAAAGGGAGGUAAAAAACUGCCAAUUGGAACAAAGGGAAGUAAGCCUCAAAAAAGUUCAAAGGGAACUAAUUUGGAAGUUGAAAAGAAGGGAGAUAAGCCAAAAGUUGUUCCUAAGCCUAAGGUAGUUGAUUCAGAAAGUGGAAGUAAGGAAGGUAAUAUGGAAGUUGAAAAUAAGGGAGAUAAGCCAGAAGUUGUUCCUAAGCCUAAGGCAGUUAAUUCAGAAAUUGGAAGUAAGGGAGGUAAUAUGGAAGUUGAAACGAAGGGAGAUAAAACAGGGAGCACUGAGAGUGAUGAAGAAGCCCUUGAUGAUUAUGAGAACACUAAAGAAAUGAAGAAAGAUACCAAAGACUAUGUGAAUGCUACUGCUUUCAAGAAAACCAAACCGAAGAAAGCGUAGCAUCUUUUAUAACAUUACACCACACCAAUUUGAUAUUUCUUUUGACAGAUGUACCACAACAAUUUUUCAGAAAAUGCAAACAAAUACACAAUCAUCUUAAUAUAAUUAUUACGUCGCUGACAAUUCUAGGAAGACUUAAAGUGGAAUAUUAAAUGAAUACUCUGUGAUUAAAAUUACACUUAGAAGGGAGAUGAUGUUAAAAUUAUUAAGGAUUAUAAUUCAUAAUAUUGUAUGAAAAAAAAAAUUGUCUUCCCUGUUUCUGUUUUUAAAUGAAAUUGGAAACUUGUAUUUUUAUUUAUUAUUAUUAUUAUCAAAUUAUUAUUACAAUAAUUAUUUUUAUUGUUAUAAAGAUUUACACUGAUGUUUACAAACAUUAACCAAAAGAAAGCAUUGUGAUAAAUAUCCAUCAUUCCUUAACAGUUAUUUUAAAGAUAAUAAGAUGCAUGAUAAAAUUAAAAUUGUUUUGGUGUAAUCGUUUAAUAAUAUUGAAUGCCACAAUGUAUAAUUGUAAUGAUUAUAUGUACAUUUAUGUUAUUGAUGUAUUUGUUAUGAACAAUAGCUUAAGGUUUCUUGAUUUUUUUAUGAUGGAGAUAAGUGCCUUACAAAAAUAGUGCUCAAUUAAAAUGAGAAAUGCAGAAGAAAAAAAAGAUUUUUUAUAAGACAGGUCUUUUGAAAGCUGUUUAGUUUCAUUUAAAAUUUCAAGUGCAUGAACAGUAAACCAAUUUGUGUAUUUUCUUACUAAAUCAUUGAAAUGGGUAAUUAAGCAAUGAUAAAUAAUAUAAAAAAAACUGGCGAAAAAUUAUGGCCUCCAAACUGAGGCUAAAGAAAAAACAUGGGAACUUUCAUGAGUUUGUCGGAUAUGCCAAGAAAAAUAAUGAUCAAUUGUCGACUGAUGUGAUUCAAAUUUCUAUACUGUAUGCAAAUGAGAUUAGUACUUCAAGAUUUUGACACAUUGAACAAUUGUGGCUUUAAAUUUAUAAAUGUGGUCCAAAACACUGCAUGAAUUACAAAAUGGAUCAAAAUAUCUAUACUCCUUCAAUCGACUGCACACAUCAAGGACUAUGAUUUGGUGCAUACUUUUACCUAUCACGUGGAACUAGCUACUGAACAGGCGGGUCUUAUUUACCUCAUAAAGCAUUUCUGCAUGUACAUAUAACAUUGGUUUCAGUUAAACCAGCUAUGUAAAUAGUAGCUUUAAAUAAUGCUUGCCAGGAUGGUGUAGUAAAAAGGAAACUCUUGGAACAGUUGAAACUGUACAAAUUUACUGUCACUUUUGUGCAAAAUGGCAUUGCGAUGUUACUUUAAUUCUGACCUGCAAGCAAGUUCUUUUUUGCAUACUGUAGAAUUGUAGAAGCUGUUGUAAUUGUUCACAACUAUUUAUUUUGUAAGGCAACAUUUAUGCUGGACAAUACAAUUUUGUAGCAGUAGAUUGUCUGAAAGAACUGAUUUAUGUAGAUUUAGUCAUUUUUGUGAUAUUUUUAGCUUGUCUGUGUUUCAUAGGGUGUCACCUUAAGCGUUGUUGUGCAUUGGCUAUUGGCCAUUACUCAAAAACCAUUCAAGAUAUUUAGAUGAAACUUGGUACAUAAUUUAUGCUAACAAAGACAAUAUCUAGUAACUGGCUGUUAUAAUGUUGAGUUACGCCCCCUUUUCGACUGAAAGAACGUCAGACAAGCCUUUGAAUUUGCUCUGUGGCUCUUUGGUUUAUUCAGUAACUCAACUCGUGUUUAUAUGGGGGGUUUCUUACAUACUUGUGAUGGGGGUAAUGUUACAUGCUCUAAAAAACCAUGUUGCCAGUUCCGAGAUCCAACCUGGGAACCCCUGUUUGCUAGUCUGAGGCACUUUAGCAACUGAACUAAACCAUGACUGGAUUAAACUCACAUUUUGAUGACCUCUUAUGCUAGACUGUGCUUUGGCCUUCAUCCCCUGUGCACAAGAAUUCAUCUACAAAUCCCAAAAUCAGACCAUUUAUAACCAUUGUAGGCAAGUCAGGCUCUCUACCAACUGAGCUUACCAUGACUGGAUAACUCACACACUCUUAAACCAUUGCCAGUCAGUGCCAUAACCGUUGUCCAUUCUGUGCUAGAAUUCAUCCUCAAAUUACCAAUCAGACCAUUUAUAACCAUUGUAGGCAAGUCAGGCUCCAACUGAGCUUACCAUGACUGGAUAAUUUACAAUAAUCUUUGACCUGUGCUAGGCAGUGCCAUAACCGUUGUCCGCUCUGCGCUAGAAUUCAUCCCCAAAUUACAAAACCAGCUAUUUAUAACCAUUAUAGGCAAGUUAGGCACUCUACCAACAAAGCUUACCAUGACUGGAUAAUUUACAAUACUCUUUAACUUGUGCCAGGCACUCACUGAUUGCCAUGACCGUUGUCUGCUCUGUGUUAGAAUUCAUUCACAAAUUACCAAACCAAACAAUUGAUAACCAUUGUAGGCCUCCACAAUCUUGCCACAGUACAACUCUUAAAAACUAAGUGGUACUACUCACAGUCACAUGUUGGAUGCAAAUUGCCCUUUGAAUUGUGUAAAUAGUGACACUUGUAAAAACAACAAUAUUUAAGUGCUAAAUUGAGACUUAUAUUAUUGCUUAUAUUAGAUUAGUGAGUUUUGAUACUAUAUUUAUGAUUUUUUUAGUGUUUUUGUACUUAUGAAUGGGGUCAAGUUUUGACCCCACUUUAGUCAAAGAAAAAUACUGCUGUUGUACAUAAUGAAGGUAAUAAUCAAAAUUAUAUGUUUAAUAUUUCAUUUUAUGUUGAAGCUUCGCAUAAUUGUUUAAUCAAGAAGUAAAGAUGGUUUUUUGUUUGACUGAUUGAACAUACAUUAACUUUGAUGAGUAAUUCCCUAUAGGACAAUCACUAUUAGGAUUAGUUGCUCUUUUUUUCUUUUUCUUUUAAUUAAAGUCCAGGGGUGGUAAUUCAUAAAACAUCUUAAGCCAUUUCUUAAAUAAAUUUCCUAACAAAUUUGAAGCCAUAUUAAACAAAAUAUAGAAAUGUUUUUAACAUACAAGGUUUUAUAUGUAUUAAAAUCAAUGUCAAUUUAGUAUUUCAGACAGUAUUAGGUUAUUAUAUAAUGUGACAAACAUGAUAUUUAACUUAAAAAACCGACUUAGGUUAGGAAAUGACUGAAGAUGUUUUGUGAUACUGGCCAAUGUCUUAAUAGCCUUAGUAUACCUGUUGGAAUCAGUUGAGUCAUUGAUGUUGUUGUUGUUGUUGUUGUUGUUGUUGUUGUUGUUGUUGUUGUGUAUAAAACCUAAAUGAUUACCAUAUCUCAAAAACCGUUAAAGUGAUUCUCGUAUUUAAAAUCAAUACAUACACAUGUAUAACAAACAUAAAUAUUGAGCAAUAAUCCUUUAACUACUUAGUAAAUAAUGCAGUGAUGGAAAAUUUUAAUUACUGAUAACAAGAUUGUAACUGUGUUAUUAAUAGCUGAAAAUGCACUGAUAUUAAAUGACUGGUGAGUCCUAAAAGAUUUACAGUGAUUAAAUAUUGUCUCAUAAGGUAGAGACACCAGGUUUUUUCAAAUAAUGCACAGUAGCCUUCAUGAGAACCAUUGUUUUCGAUAUGUAUUCAUCCUUUUCAGUAAAUUAAAAUAAUAGUUUUAAUUGUGGUACUGCUCAUUUGGGAGUGAGAAUUCAUCUUUAAACCUAUCAAAAUAGCAUGAUCAUGUCAGAGAUAAUACACAUAUAUAUGGUACAGCUUUUAUAACUUUUGCCUUAAAAGUUGUUGAAUAAUACUUCUUGUUUGACUUGAAAAGUCAGAUGAGCGUGCUGGCAUUCGAUCUGCAGUGCUCUUGUUUAUGCAUAACUAUAGAUAUAAUCUUCUAAAAGGUGCUAUAUAUAUAUAUAUAUAUAUAUAUAUAUAUAUGUAAAAUUGCUCAAUAUCUGUUAAAAAAAUCUUACUAAAAAGUUUAGUGUCUAGCAGUUUAUUUUUAACAAAACUGACUCAUGCUUAUUUUUACAUUCCUAUUUUUGACUGUCAAUGUCAUUGCAGGCUUUGUAUACAUGUUAUUAUGGAAAUGUUAUCCUUACUUUUUCUGUCAUUUAAUUAAAACAAAAGAGUUCUCUGUGUGUAAGGUAUUGAAUACAAUGCUUGUUAUGUGAAACUUAAAUAGUAUUACUUUGCACAUAUUUUUUUUAUUAAGACAAUAAAUUUUAGAUGUAAAUUUCCAGGAAUUCAGUAGGACUUGCUAAAUGAAUAGAUAAAUAAAUACCAAUACCAAAGAUAUAUAGUAAAAACCAUCACAGUGUCUCUAAACUUAAUUAUUGCAGGCCUUUACCUUUUAUUUAUUACUUCAAUUUAUUACAGGGAGCAGCUGCUGUAGUAUUGCUAAUUUAACAUAUCGAGGGCCUACAUCACAAAACAUACUUUACUUAUAUAGAGCGCGAGAAAGACUUAACUCCUUUCAUAUAGCUGAGGGACAGACUUAAAACCUUCUAUAUAUAGAGAGAGACAGACUAAACUCCAUCUGUAUAGAGCAAGACAGACUGAACUCCAUCUGUUUAGUGCAAUACAAUCUUAACUCCUUCUAUAAAGCUGAGAGACAGACUUAACACCUUCUAUACAGCCAGAGGGACAGACUUAACACCUUCUAUACAGCCAGAGAGACAGACUUAACACCUUCUAUACAGCCAGAGGGACAGACUUAACACCUUCUAUACAGCCAGAGGGACAGACUUAACACCUUCUAUACAGCCAGAGAGACAGACUUAACACCUUCUAUACAGCCAGAGAGACAGACUUAACACCUUCUAUACAGCCAGAGAGACAGACUUAACACCUAUACAGCCAGAGAGACAGACUUAAUACCUUCUAUACAGCCAGAGAGACAGACUUAACACCUAUACAGCCAGAGGGACAGACUUAACACCUUCUAUACAGCCAGAGAGACAGACUUAACACCUAUACAGCCAGAGGGACAGACUUAACACCUUCUAUACAGCCAGAGAGACAGACUUAACACCUUCUAUACAGCCAGAGAGACAGACUUAACACCUUCUAUACAGCCAGAGAGACAGACUUAACACCUUCUAUACAGCCAGAGCGACAGACUUAACACCGUCUAUACAGCCAGAGCGACAGACUUAACACCGUCUAUACAGCCAGAGAGACAGACUUAACACCUUCUAUACAGCCAGAGAGACAGACUUAACACCUUCUAUACAGCCAGAGAGACAGACUUAACACCUUCUAUACAGCCAGAGAGACAGACUUAACACCUUCUAUACAGCCAGAGAGACAGACUUAACACCUUCUAUACAGCCAGAGAGACAGACUUAACACCUUCUAUACAGCCAGAGAGACAGACUUAAUACCUUCUAUACAACCAGAGAGACAGACUUAACACCUUCUAUACAGCCAGAGAGACAGACUUAACACCUUCUAUACAGCCAGAGAGACAGACUUAACACCUUCUAUACAGCCAGAGAGACAGACUUAACACCUAUACAGCCAGAGAGACAGACUUAACACCUUCUAUACAGCCAGAGAGACAGACUUAACACCUUCUAUACAGCCAGAGAGACAGACUUAACACCUAUACAGCCAGAGGGACAGACUUAACACCUUCUAUACAGCCAGAGAGACAGACUUAACACCUUCUAUACAGCCAGAGAGACAGACUUAACACCUUCUAUACAGCCAGAGAGACAGACUUAACACCUUCUAUACAGCCAGAGAGACAGACUUAACACCUUCUAUACAGCCAGAGAGACAGACUUAACACCUUCUAUACAGCCAGAGGGACAGACUUAACACCUUCUAUACAGCCAGAGAGACAGACUUAACACCUUCUAUACAGCCAGAGAGACAGACUUAACACCUUCUAUACAGCCAGAGAGACAGACUUAGCACCUUCUAUACAGCCAGAGAGACAGACUUAACACCUAUACAGCCAGAGAGACAGACUUAACACCUUCUAUACAGCCAGAGAGACAGACUUAACACCUUCUAUACAGCCAGAGAGACAGACUUAACACCUUCUAUACAGCCAGAGAGACAGACUUAACACCUUCUAUACAGCCAGAGAGACAGACUUAACACCUUCUAUACAGCCAGAGAGACAGACUUAACACCUUCUAUACAGCCAGAGAGACAGACUUAACACCGUCUAUACAGCCAGAGAGACAGACUUAACACCUUCUAUACAGCCAGAGAGACAGACUUAGCACCUUCUAUACAGCCAGAGAGACAGACUUAACACCUUCUAUACAGCCAGAGAGACAGACUUAACACCUUCUAUACAGCCAGAGCGACAGACUUAACACCUUCUAUACAGCCAGAGAGACAGACUUAACACCUUCUAUACAGCCAGAGGGACAGACUUAACACCUUCUAUACAGCCAGAGAGACAGACUUAACACCUUCUAUACAGCCAGAGAGACAGACUUAACACCUUCUAUACAGCCAGAGAGACAGACUUAACACCUUCUAUACAGCCAGAGAGACAGACUUAACACCUUCUAUACAGCCGGAGCGAAAGACUUAACACCUUCUAUACAGCCAGAGAGACAGACUUACUGUUUAUUUUAAAUGUUUUUAAUAAAGUCAAUAUUUCCAUCCAAUUGUUAUGAAAUUUUGUCAGAAUACUUGGUGAAAAAAAGGUUACUAUCUGAAAUCUUAGGUUUGCAAAAUUACAACUUUUAAUCAAAAUUCACUUUAAUGUGGUGUUGCUGCAUUGGCAUCUUGUUUGAUAACUAUUAUGAUACAGACUUGUAGCUUGCAAAGGUUAAACAAUGAAACAUUACCAGACAAUCCAUACCCCCCACCACCCACCUGCCCUGUCAAAGAAAUGAGGUUAAAUUGAGCCUUAGUGCCAUUUAUGGCAUUGACAAUGUCUGAAUGCAAUGACUCAAAAACUGAUGUUUAAGUGAUAUUUUAGCAAAUAUAUCUUAACCGCUGUGGUUCGUUAACACCAGGUGUACGGUAUUAUAUUUCACUUGUCAGUAUAUAUUACUUGUGUUUCUGGUAAAUAAGGUUACCAUGGAGAUUUUAUUAAACGAGUUUUCUUGGCUAAGUGUAUAUGAGAACCAGUCUUACUUCUGGACUGAAACACUAUACCUUACUCUACGCAUUAUUACUGAUAUUUGAUAGUAAUGACAACUUAUAUUCACUGGUGGCUUCGCUGAUAUCUUCCAUGGCCAUUAGGAAACAGAAGUUUACUGUAAUUGAGUCUGAUAUGGUUAUAUCCCAAGAUAAUGGCUACUAAUAAGAAUAUUAUAUUGCAAAGAAUUAUGUUCAUAAUGUUAUACUGUUUUUACAUCUGAUACAUGUGUUUUUAUACUGUUAUUAUUCUAAUAAGAUUCUUAUCACCCAUGAAUUGAUUUUUUUUAUUGAAUCAGUAUGUUUAAAUGUUUUUAAGAUAUAUGAAAGAGAAUUCUAUUAUUUUACAGGGGUUCUUAAGUUAAGGAUAAAUCCUGAAAUUGAGGUUGAGAGAUUUUAAAUUAAACUAUUGUGCGGAUGUAAAGAGCAUUUUUUACUUGGAAAUAUUCACCAAUAACAGUAUACAUCCCUUGAAAUGAUUAUAAAGGACUAAAAAACAUUUUUAAAAGUGUCCUAAGACCCUUGACCCUGCUUUAGGCCUGAAUCCCCCAUACUCCAACAGAGACCUUGGGCCAUGGUUACGAACAGUCUCAAGUUCAAGUCUAGACUCAGACUCUGGGGCCAUGAUUACGAACAGUCUCAAGUUCAAGUCUAGACUCAGACUCCAGGGGCCAUGAUUACGAACAGUCUCAAGUCCAAGUCUAGACUCAGACUCCAGGGGCCAUGAUUACGAACAGUCUCAAGUUCAAGUCUAGACUCAGACUCCAGGGGCCAUGAUUACGAACAGUCUCAAGUCCAAGUCUAAACUCAGACUCCAGGGGCAAUGAUUACGAACAGUCUCAAGUCCAAGUCUAGACUCAGACUUAGAAAAGCAUUUUAAUGUUAAACAAACAAAAAAUCAUAUUUAUUAUGCCCCCUUUUGAAAAAAGUGGGGUAUAUUGUUUUGCACAUGUCUGUCGGUCGGUCGGUCUGUCUGUCGGUCGGUCGGAAUACCAAAUGGUUUCCGAUCAAUAACUUGAGAACGCUUUGACCGAGGGACCUCAUACUUGGUAUGUGUAUUGGUCAUCACCAGCAGAUGAACCCUAUUGAUUUUGAGGUCAGUGGGUCAAAGGUCAAGGUCAGUGUGACCUUUACAUGAAAAACGGUUUCCGAUCAAUAACUUGAGAACGCUUUGACCCAGGAACCUCAUACUUGGUAGGUGUAUUGGUCAUGACCAGCAGAUGAACCCUAUUGAUUUUGAGGUCAGUGGGUCAAAGGUCAAGGUCAGUGUGACCUUAACAUGAAAAACGGUUUCCGAUCAAUAACUUGAGAACGCUUUGACCCAGGGACCUCAUACUAGGUAGGCUUAUUGGUCAUGACCAGCAGAUGAACCCUAUUGAUUUUGAGGUCAGUGGGUCAAAGGUCAAGGUCAGUGUGACUGUAAGCUGAAAAAAGGUUUUCUGAUUGUCCAUAUUUUAUUUAAGUGUCCAAAUCCUACUAACAAUUUGGCUCCCAAGGGGGCAUAAAUGUUUCACUAACAUCUCUUGUUCCAUUUCUUUUACAAAAAUGUAUGUUCAUAAUAGUAAAACAUUCAAAUAGUAAUAUCGAUAUUUCAGCAAAUUUUUCCAUCAGUGAUCUGAUUGAAGGAAACGUACAAUAAAUGAAGUUUUGACAUAAUGAGUCUUGAAUCUGAACUCAGACUGUUCGUAAUCACUGCCCCUCAGGCUAUUUACAUAACAGGAUGAAAUAAAGAGCUGUUUCCUUGAUUUUUUUAGCAAAAUAUAUUUUUUUAUAGCAAAUAGAUUUUUAUAACAUUAAAAAUAUCAAAUAUGUGUAUGUUUUAUACUUGCAUAUAUAUAUAUACCUAUAACUAUAUUGCUUUUAUAUGUUUAAACUUUAUUUUGUGUUAGUAUAUACUAUUUUUGUAUGUUUCUGUACUUUUUAUGUAUGACUAUUUAUGAAGUCAAACAUUAGCUGUUUUGUUUUUAGAUUUUGGUUUUAAAUUCUACUUUCCUGGUAAUCAAAAAAUGAAAAUGAUUUUUGCAUCAAUGCUUUCAAUUCAGUCAUAUGUAAGGAUAACUCACAAUAGUAUGUAACACUAUUAGCCAUAAAACAUCAAUUUUUGAACAUAAAUAUUAAAAACUGU
Mya arenaria is the source of this 11038-nucleotide messenger RNA. RefSeq lists its product as uncharacterized. The record is from RefSeq and is a predicted model, not a curated record. The transcript has 5 exons. NCBI's taxonomy places the organism in Eukaryota, Metazoa, Mollusca, Bivalvia, Myida, Myidae. Bases 108 to 1880 code for a protein of 590 amino acids.